AUGAAAAGAACUGCUUAUGACAAAGUCAAAAUUUCCGCUUUUCGGCUGGCCCCGUUUCCGGACACUGUCUCGUCUUUUAGGCCUCGCAGCCAAUCAGCCCAGCCGAGCCUCGAUUCCUGCAGCCUCGCCCUUGAAACUCGACUCAGUUCAGUUGAGACUAUCGAUCGGAGACCCGGCCAGCUGGCUCUUCUAUCCACCUCUCUUCGUUCGUCACGUUUGUGCACACACUCCACUCAGGCCGGAAGCUGUACGUGGCUCAUCCCAUAUCGCGAACAGUCUCGAUCGAUCCGUGCAUUCGAAAGGCUACCCAAUCAGCAGCACUGGAAAGUGAGGACUGAGCGCUCUCGCCUCAAAGCCGCCAUUGACUCGACGAGAUUGGCUUCUUGUUCAGCCGCCCACUUUAUGUUGUCCUUUUCAUACAUCGUUUCUCUGACGUCAUCUUUGCUGAGUGUCUGA
This is a messenger RNA of Protopolystoma xenopodis, 456 nucleotides long. The record is from the annotation of a GenBank genome assembly. Lineage: Eukaryota; Metazoa; Platyhelminthes; Monogenea; Polystomatidea; Polystomatidae.